Messenger RNA from Humulus lupulus (European hop), 1286 nucleotides. RefSeq names its product serine/threonine-protein kinase-like protein At5g23170. The transcript has a single exon. Gene Ontology annotation, cellular component: plasma membrane. The record is from RefSeq and is a predicted model, not a curated record. Lineage: Eukaryota; Viridiplantae; Streptophyta; Magnoliopsida; Rosales; Cannabaceae. Bases 54 to 1208 code for a protein of 384 amino acids. Gene Ontology annotation, biological process: protein phosphorylation. Gene Ontology annotation, molecular function: ATP binding; protein kinase activity.
CAUCAUCAUCAUCAUCAAGAUCGACAUAUACAAAGGUUUAAGCUUUAAUAAUAAUGGUUGAACCAGAGUUAUUUGACUACGACGAGCUCUUAAAAGCCACAGACAACUUCUCUCCAUCCAGACUCAUCGGAAAAGGCAGCCAUGGAUACAUCUACCUCGCCACUUUCCUCAAACUACUCGCCGCUGUGAAAAAACCUCUGAGCUACUUCCAUGGCGGCCUCCGCCACGAUCAUAAUAAUAACUCAUCAAAGAUUAUCGAGAACGAGGUACGAGUACUAUCCUCCUUAUCCCAAAACUCACCGCCGUUUAUCAUAAACCUCCUCGGAACGAGUCACGACUCGGUUCAAAACUUCCGAGUUAUGGUGAUGGAGUUCAUGCCCAACGGUUCACUCCACGACCUGCUCCACCUCGUCAAAACGCCGCCGUCUUGGCCCAAACGACUCCAAAUCGUUCUCCAAAUCGCCACCGCGGUCAGCUUUCUCCACCGUUCGGGGAUCGUCCACAGAGACAUUAAGUCCGAGAACGUGUUGUUCGACUCGGACUGGGUCGCCAAGCUCGCCGAUUUCGGACUCGCCGUCGCCGCCGUGGUUUCCGAUCACGGAGCGGUGGUGGUUCCAGCGGGGACGAUUGGGUACUUGGACCCGUGUUAUACGACGUCGUCUAAGCUCAGCACCAAAAACGACGUGUUUAGCUUCGGCGUUUUGGUGUUGGAGAUCAUAAGUGGCCGUAACGCCAUGGAGAUCAAUAAAACGCCGACUGAUAUAACCGAAUGGGCUUUGCCGUUGAUCAAGAAACGACAAUGGAAUGAGUUAUACGACAAGAGAGUUCAGUCUCCCGAUGAUGACGUGGCGAGGGCGGUGAGGCAGCUUGCUUACGUGGCGGCGCGUUGUGUGUCGUUGGAGGAAGAUUGUCGUCCGUCUAUGGUUGAUGUCGUUGAUGGAAUGAGCUCGUGUUUUGCGGAGAGACCAAUUCGUAGGUUGUUUUUUCCCAUUUGGAGUAGUCUUUUGAGAAAUGUUAUGUUUGUUCGGAUUAAGGGGCAAAAUGGUAAAUUGGCAAAACGGUGUCGUCGGAUUGAAUGUGAAGAGGAGCCUCCUCCUCCUCAUAUUGAUGAUGUUCUUGUUUCGAAAGGGAAUAAGAAGCUUGUGUUGUUGAGAGACCUACUUUUGGCUAAUCAUGAUGAUGAUGAUCAUGUUGAUGAUUCCAAUUAGGUAUAUUAUUUGUUUAUACACAUAAUUAUUCUUAUUAUAUGGUUAGAAAAAACAGAAUGAAACACAUUUUUUUUUUAA